CGCAGACGGUGGUGGGCAGAGAGAGCGACGGCUCCAGGCCGGCACGAGCGAGGUGAGAUGCGCCCUUAUCGCCCUUAUCGCUCUCAAUCGUCCGUGCAGUAUCUAUCGGAGUGCCCUGACACUCCUCGCCAACCGGAUCGCGACCUCGACGGCUAGCAACGAUAGCGGCGAUACAGGACCGGAGAACGCUCGCUCCGGCCGAACCGACCGAUCUCAAACAUUAGAGGAAGGAUAAAAUUUGAGAAUGGGAGGUGGAGACUGGAGCGGUUGGUUGCAACGAUGCCGGCAAUCUCGGAGGCUCGUUCUCGUUAUCGUCGCCAUCGCAUUGCUGCUGGAUAACAUGUUGCUGACGACCGUAGUUCCAAUAAUACCGGAAUUUCUUUAUGAUAUCAAACAUCCUAAUGCAACAUUAAGUGACCAUCUAGAAGGAGGCGCAUUUCAUCAAACUACGGUCGUCACCACCACAUCGCCAACAACAACAACAACGACAAAAUGUACUUGUGCUCCAAAUACAUCGGCGACAUUGGAAUUUUUACAUGUUACAACUCCUUCUAUGAAUCUAUCGGAAAUUACUGCAGCCAAUCUCACGUCGGACACGAAAGAAAAGGAGCAGAGACAUCGGGAAUUAUUGGAAGAGACCGUAGCAGUAGGAAUGAUGUUCGCUUCCAAGGCUUUUGUCCAAUUGUUGGCUAAUCCCAUAGUUGGACCGUUGACCCACAAGAUUGGAUACAGCAUACCUAUGUUUACCGGGUUCAUUAUCAUGUUUCUAUCCACGCUGAUUUUUGCUUUCGGUCGAAGCUACGGUAUACUUUUUCUAGCACGAGCUCUACAGGGUAUCGGUUCAUCAUGCUCUAGCGUUUCCGGUAUGGGUAUGUUGGCGGAGAGAUAUCAGGAUGACAAAGAACGUGGUAACGCGAUGGGUAUCGCGCUGGGCGGACUAGCUCUUGGCGUUCUUAUCGGCCCUCCAUUCGGCGGAGUAAUGUAUGAAUUUGUAGGAAAAUCUGCUCCGUUUUUAGUUCUUUCUGCGUUAGCCCUUGGCGAUGGAUUAUUGCAGCUUUUGAUGCUCCAACCAUCGGUCGUGUAUACGGAAGCAGAACCACCGUCGUUAAAAUCUCUUAUCACUGAUCCCUAUAUUGUUUUAGCAGCUGGCGCGAUAACGUUCGCAAAUAUGGGCAUUGCUAUGUUGGAGCCGAGCCUACCUAUCUGGAUGAUGGAUACGAUGGGUGCAAGUCGUUGGAAACAAGGGGCCACGUUUUUACCUGCGAGUAUCAGUUACUUGAUCGGAACAAAUCUUUUCGGGCCACUCGGGCACAAAAUGGGCAGAUGGUUAGCUUCUCUGAUUGGACUAGUCGUUAUCGGUAUCUGCUUGAUGUGCAUUCCGCUAGCGAGAAGUAUCGAUCACUUAAUUGUACCGAAUGCGGGGCUGGGAUUCGCGAUCGGAAUGGUAGACAGUUCGAUGAUGCCCGAGCUGGGAUAUCUGGUUGACAUAAGGCAUACCGCUGUUUACGGAAGCGUUUAUGCUAUUGGCGACGUGGCGUUUUGUCUUGGCUUUGCUAUAGGUCCAGCAUUGAGCGGAACUUUGGUCAACACUAUUGGUUUUGAAUGGAUGCUUUUCGGCAUAGCUUUGUUAAAUUUCAUUUACGCCCCUCUUAUGUAUUUCUUAAGGGCGCCACCAACCAAAGAAGAGAAAAAGUCGUUAAUAAUUGGUGAAAAAUCAUCUGUGCGUUAUGUCACCUACCAGAAUGAGGAAGAGGAUCAGUAA
This is a messenger RNA of Atta colombica, 1762 nucleotides long. It is a transcript of the gene Vmat, whose product is annotated as synaptic vesicular amine transporter. Bases 245 to 1762 code for a protein of 505 amino acids. The transcript is spliced from 12 exons. The record is from RefSeq and is a predicted model, not a curated record. Gene Ontology annotation, biological process: aminergic neurotransmitter loading into synaptic vesicle; transmembrane transport. Gene Ontology annotation, cellular component: terminal bouton; synaptic vesicle membrane. Gene Ontology annotation, molecular function: serotonin:sodium:chloride symporter activity. Lineage: Eukaryota; Metazoa; Arthropoda; Insecta; Hymenoptera; Formicidae.